Molecule: messenger RNA, 615 nt
Organism: Ceratitis capitata (Mediterranean fruit fly)
Lineage: Eukaryota; Metazoa; Arthropoda; Insecta; Diptera; Tephritidae
Gene: mRpL27
Product: 39S ribosomal protein L27, mitochondrial
Exons: 3
Coding region: 99-530 (143 amino acids)
Biological process (GO): translation
Cellular component (GO): ribosome; mitochondrial large ribosomal subunit
Molecular function (GO): structural constituent of ribosome
Source: RefSeq, a predicted model, not a curated record
CUAAACGCGCAGCUGACGGUGACAUAAAAAAACUUAGGACUGGAGUACUUCUCUUACAGUACAAAUUUAGUAAAUUCUUGAAUUAAAAUAAAAAAACAAUGUCCUUUACUAUCAUGCAAAAGUUAUCACUGCUUAGUUUGAAAGCAGAUCAACCGUUGAUAACAACAAUACGUAACGCUAGCAAAAAGACUGGAGGCAGCACACGUAAUAAGAAAGGCCAUCCAAGACCAAAACAUCGUGGUUGGCGAGUACAAGACGGACAUUGGGUUUCUCAAGGAACUCUGCUUGCCACACAAUUAACAACACGAUUUCAUCCUGGCAUGAACGUUGGUUUUGGCAGAAAUGGCACGUUGUAUGCAAUGGAGCAUGGACGAGUGUAUGUGACUUGUGAGCAGUUGGACCCUAAUUGGGAUCACACUUGGGUGCAACGAAACUACGCCGGUCGUGAAGGUCAAACUAUUUAUAAAAAGUUUUUUAAUGUUAUUCCAGAACCCCAACAUCAACGCUUUCGUUUAAAAGAUGAGGUAUAAAACGAUGAUCUUGGAUUUUGUUGUAUUCGUAUAUAUAUAAAAUAAAAUGUUAAAUAGUUAGUACCUUUAUUAUACGCAUCGAUAU